This is a messenger RNA of Ostrea edulis (European flat oyster), 2247 nucleotides long. RefSeq lists its product as uncharacterized. The transcript has 6 exons. Bases 1182 to 1499 code for a protein of 105 amino acids. NCBI's taxonomy places the organism in Eukaryota, Metazoa, Mollusca, Bivalvia, Ostreida, Ostreidae. The record is from RefSeq and is a predicted model, not a curated record.
AUAACCUUCACAAGGUCACGGAGAUCGAUAGAGUCGUCUGCUUACGUGCGCUUUUCAAUGCAGCUACGAAAAUUCCGGAACUUUUAUUAAUAUCAAGGAGAGGCGAGGACGAGGAAGAUAUUUCGGUUGUAUUGUAAUAACUAACCGGACAUACAUAUCGUAGGUGAGUGUGUGAUGUCUUUUAGAAUUUGCUUUAUUAAUAAGAUUUUAUCAUUACUAUUCUCAUUAAUUUCACGAGACUAUAAUUAAUUUGAUAUUUGAAGAAAGGUAAUUUAUCUUUCCAGCAAAAUCAAUACCCGGACAAAAUAUUUCAUUAUUCAAUGUUAAAUAAUCCCCCCCCCCCCCCCAAAUAAUGUUAAUAUAUAUUUCGUUAUUCGCUAAAGAACUAGAUCUAACUUAACUUAAAAUAUUUAAUAUUUACCAAUUUAUACGACACAUUCUUCUUUAUGUACGGAUUAUGUUCCGCGGUGUAUUGAAAAGAAAAAGAAAAGAAGAAACUGUUUACGAAUUUGUCUAACAAAUGAAUUUUUGAUAUUCUAUGCAAUUCACAUCAUUUGUUUCUAAAUCUGAAAAAUACUUCCACGUUGACGUGUAUCAAAUCCUUCAUUAUUUACAAUUAUUGCCUGUGUUUGCAAUAUAUAUAUAUUUUUUGUUUAUUUUGUAUGUUUUCCCCCCAGAUCAUUCUUGAAAUUUCAGUUACCUGUCACUUAUUAAAUGACGAAAGCGGGAUUAACACAAUCCCCUGGACUCGUUUUUCAAUCUUUUAUAUAUUGUUUGUAAACACAAAUAAUUAAUUAUUAAUGAAUUUUUAAAAAGUAGCGUGGAGACUGAAAUUUAAAUUCAAUGUGAAACAGCGCAAGAUCGUUAUUGGAAAGCUAUAAAAAUCUGCAUUGUAGGAAGGGGGUGCCGAUCCAGCCAACCGCAUUGCGUGUUCCGUUAAUCUCACGCUCUAUAACGUAAUCUAACCGUUGCGUUAACGUUGGUGUUACGUCAAACACGUUUUUUUUUUUUUUUUUUUUUUGCGUGGAACAUUGCAUUAUAAUAUUCUGCAUUGAAAUUUUUUUCAUAUUUAUGGAAGAUUGAUUUUGAUCAUAACGGACGGACGGACGGACGGAUUGCAUCAUCACAGUGUCCAUCCACCCAUGGCAAGAUGCCGGUGUCUUUCGUAAAGGAAAAGAAAAAUGCUGCUCAGCAAAAAAGUAUUCCAACAUCAUUUACGACAUCAUCUUGGCACUUUUCCUUUAGUGUUGGUUGUCGGGUUAGGAACUACCCUAGCAGUGUCAUACCCCCUGUAUUGCCUUUAUACCAGUCCCGAUAUCAGGCUUUGGAAGCGACAGAGAAGACCGCGGUACGAGGAUGUUGAUAUCACCAAAAGUAAAACUGUAUGGACGAUAACACCGUUACUGAAGAGAACGGGACCAGUCAGCGAGAUGGAGUCAUUAGCACACCAAGCCGUGGGUCGACAUGAAUAUCAGUAUGGAGAGGAACGAGAUCAGUAGAAGAAGGUGUAAACAGAGCAAACCUCAAACUUUAUUUUUGUUACUACGAUAUUUAAAAUUGACUUGGCGUGAACAUGUGUAUCUAUCAUUGAUUGUUUUAUGUGUGACAUAACUGUUUCAUAGAAGGUGCUAAAUAGUAAAUGCUUUAUGCAAAUAUAGUUGGUAGUGCGAAAAAAUUGAAAUGAAAAAAAAAAGGUAGCAGUGAGGAUGUAUAUGUAUAUUUUAUUUAGGAUUUUUAAAGAUAAUGGGCACAGAACAUGUAUUGUAAGAAAACAGAUGCAGAUUGAAACAUAUUCUCACUGAAACUACAGUAUGGAUGUAAAUUCGAAAUCUCAAUAUUGUUUGAUGCGCUGUUGUGAUUAUAUAUAAAAUCCGAUAAAUGUCUUUAUGUUCAUCAUUAAAAAAGAACCGCAUAAUUCUUAUCUAUAGAAAACUGCAUAAUAAGUCGAUAUAGAACUAGAUUAUCCCCUUAGCAGAUACCUGGUUUGUGUUUUAUCAGUCAUUCAUCAAACUUCUAUUAUCAUCUUAUUUUCGUAUUUCUUUUAUACGUUAUGUUCAAUUGAAAAAAAAAGAGUUAUGUUUCUACGUAAGCUUGACACUUAAAAGGAGCGGACAAUCGGCGACUCUUUCCAUUUACAGGAAACGCGUCAUCAUUAUAUUGUGUUUUGAUUUUUUCUGGUGCACCACACUAAUCUUGAGAAUUCAAUGUAUGUUGAAACAUUUUGUUGAAAGUAAAUUAAGAUUUCUU